AUGCCGUACGCAUCCAGAAUCUCGGUUGGCACGACUUUCGCAUCUUUCAACGACCCCAAUCUCAAGUACCGGAUCGAGAAGCGCGUUGGCAGUGGUGGCUUCAGUGAGAUCUUCCAAGAAGAAGCCACCAAGCUCAUGCAGCUGAAGGGCCAUCCUCAUAUCAUGGAGCUCGAAGACGUGAUGCAGAUGCCACAGAACGCAGAAGCUGGUCUCAUCAUGGAGCUCGCUAGCGAAGGCCAUCUCCGCGGCCUCCUCGAUCGACUUCCUAAGCAGCAUCAUGUAUCUCUCUCGCAGCGUGUGACCUAUGAGAUGGUCGAGGCACUAUACCACAUCCACUCUCACAACCCACCCAUUGUGCACAGAGACAUCAAGCCUGACAACAUUCUGGUCUUCCUUGCCGGUACAGAGCACAGCCCACACUAUCUUUUCAAGCUUGCAGACUUCGGUCUCGCCGAUACCGCUCUUUCUUUGAUCAGAUCCAUGCUGGAGAAGAUUCCUUGCAGGCGUCCUUCGGCCGAACAGUGCAAGAGAUAUAUCUGGUACAGAGAAGGAGCCGCAGCUGUUGUCUACAAGAUGACCAACACCAUCACCAACAUGUACGCCGGAUACGAUAGCCUCGACAGUAUGAGCGAGAUGACCAUCGAUUCUGACUCUUCUCUCGAGGAUGACUGUCCUGCAGACUCGAUGAAACAUGAACAUGGCAUGAAGUGCUUAGUCUCCUUGAAACACAAUCAUCGUCUGGACAGAAGGAGAUCUUCUUGA
Aureobasidium subglaciale EXF-2481 is the source of this 762-nucleotide messenger RNA. RefSeq lists its product as uncharacterized. Bases 1 to 762 code for a protein of 253 amino acids. The transcript has 4 exons. NCBI's taxonomy places the organism in Eukaryota, Fungi, Ascomycota, Dothideomycetes, Dothideales, Saccotheciaceae. Gene Ontology annotation, molecular function: protein serine/threonine kinase activity; ATP binding. Gene Ontology annotation, cellular component: nucleus; cytoplasm. The record is from RefSeq and is a predicted model, not a curated record. Gene Ontology annotation, biological process: protein phosphorylation; mitotic DNA damage checkpoint signaling.